AUGAGCCCUGGAGCCGGCGACGCAGGCGUUUUGGGCCUGGUGAAAGCCAAAACCGGAACUCCCAUGUUGGAUUUGAAGGUGCUCCAGGAACUGCUCAUGUUUGUAUCACCCAGCACGACUCAGGGCAGUCCACUUGAAGAGUCGAGUGACACCAUGCGACACCUGGUCAACAACUGGGAACGACUUCCACUGGGGCACGCGCGUCACGCGCAAGCGCCCAGGAACCUUGGGCAGCGACACGCUGCCCUGGUGGGUACUGCUCUAGUGGGAGCCGCCGCCAGCUCCCGCAAGCCUCGGCCCAAGGGGGCCAUGGGCUAUGCAGGCAUCACCUGCAUGAAGGCGGCGCCCAGUUGGGAAGGAUUGGCCACAGAAGCGCGGGGGACCGAUGCAGGCCAGGAGGUGCUCCAGCACUGGGCGGAUCGUGCCGAGGGCAUCGUCCCGCAUACCGAUGCCAAGGUGCGCUACUUUGGCACUGAGCGUCAAAAGCCACGGGUGAAAAUCUUUCGAGAUCAAGCGGCCUGGUGCCCAUACUGUCAGAAAGUGUGGCUGCUUCUUGAAGAGAAGAAAGUUGACUAUGAGAUAGAAAAGGUGCCGAUGCGGUCCUAUGGUGACAAGCCCAAAGAGUUCCUGCAAUUGGUGCCACGAGGGCUUCUCCCCGCCAUGGAGUUGGAUGGCAAGGUCAUGACUGAAAGUCUGGAUAUCAUGUUCACAAUUGAAAGAGCUUUCCCAAAUCCGGACAAGCCAAUGUUCCCCAUGUCAGGGCCCCUGCGGGAGAGGGCCUCCCGGCUGCUGCAGCUGGAGCGAGAGCUGUUUGGCGCUUGGUGCCAAUACCUCUUCCGCCCGGACAUGCCCUUCCUUGGGGGCAGUGAGGACGACUUUACCCGGACGCUGGAGGAGGUCGAUCGAGAGCUGGGAUCCAACUCGGAAUCGCCCUUCUUUUUGCCCUACCCACAUCCCACCAUUGUCGACAUGCAGUACGUCUCGCAUGUGGAGCGAGCGGUGGCCAGUGUCAUGUACUACAAGGGCUAUAACAUCCGCAAGAAGUUUCCUAACAUCGAUCGCUGGCUUUCUGCUUACGAAGAGUUGCCUCACUACAUGGCCAGCAAGAGUGACUACUACACUCACUGCAUGGAUAUUCCUCCGCAGUAUGGCCCAUGCUUCUCCAACGACAGCGAGACCGCCGUGCAGGCCCGAGUUGGAAUGAUACAACUCUUCAACCUGUCACAAUGA
Durusdinium trenchii is the source of this 1230-nucleotide messenger RNA. Lineage: Eukaryota; Dinophyceae; Suessiales; Symbiodiniaceae. The record is from the annotation of a GenBank genome assembly.